AAUCUCUAUAUCACAUCUCAUCUCACCCCAUUUCACACAUUAUCAUUCAUUCAAACUCAUAAACCAAAAUUCUCAUUCAAACAUGUUCACUUCCAAAUCUGAUCAAACCCAAAAAACCAUCCUCCAAAUCAAACAAGAUGACAAGUUUUUCUGCAGACUUCUUACAAAAGAAAGUUCCAUUUCCAAUCCAUCUUUUAGAAUAACUCUCACUGUCCCUUUUGUUUGGGAAUCUCAACCUGGCACACCUAAACACACUCUCUCUCAACAAUCCCUUCCUCCUCUCACUCCUCCACCUUCCUAUUAUUCAUGCAAAUCAUUGCCAGCUAAGAAAAGUUUGAGAUCCAAUCUCUUUCAUGCACUUUUCCCAAAACUAAAUCUUAAAAAAUCCAUUAUGUCUUCUUCUUCUUCAUCUUCAUUAUCAUUAUCACCUUCUAACUCACCUUAUUAUUCAUCUUCUUCUUCUUCUUCAUGUUCUUCAUCUAACUCAUCUAAGGUUGUUCCUAUAAGAAAGGUUAUUGGAACCAAGAAACGUUUCUUGAGCUGUGGUUCAUCUUUUGAUUUUAGAGGAGAAGAAGAACAUGUUGCUUCACCUACUUCAACACUAUGCUUUGGUCUUCCUCGUUCAACUAGCACUAAGGUUAAUAGUGGAUUCCUAGGAUUCUCCAAAAGGUAAUCUUUUAAGGUUGUUUUGUAAGCCCAGUGCAUGUUUGGAUUCACGAUGAAUUUAGAUUUUUAAGUUUUAAAGUGUAUUAUUUGUCAGAAUCGCGUUUAUGAUUCUGUCAGACUCGUCGUCGAUACAAAUAUGCGCUUAACUAGAAUUGUAAUUAAUCUCUUUGAUUUUCUCUUGAUGUUUAAAGAGCAACUUAAUUUUCUAGGAUAGUGUUGGUUUUUGAGUUUGUUUCUUAUCAAAUAAUGUGUUUGAUUAAUUAUAAUGUGUAUUAUGAUGUCUUAUGAUGUUUAGACUUUGAACCAUCAUACAUGGCUUAUGUAUGGUCUUUGAAUUUUGUGCUAAAACCUUAAUUUCUAGCAAGAUAUCUUGUUGUA
Messenger RNA from Vicia villosa (hairy vetch), 1044 nucleotides. RefSeq lists its product as uncharacterized. Lineage: Eukaryota; Viridiplantae; Streptophyta; Magnoliopsida; Fabales; Fabaceae. The transcript has a single exon. The record is from RefSeq and is a predicted model, not a curated record. Bases 83 to 673 code for a protein of 196 amino acids.